Messenger RNA from Paramecium tetraurelia, 696 nucleotides. RefSeq lists its product as uncharacterized. NCBI's taxonomy places the organism in Eukaryota, Ciliophora, Oligohymenophorea, Peniculida, Parameciidae. The transcript has 3 exons. The record is from RefSeq and is a predicted model, not a curated record.
AUGCUUAAUUUUAUACGUAGUUUCUCAUAGCAAAAAUAACCCCCAAAACCUCCUUAAUAGCAACAAACACAACAAUAACCAAAAUAGAACUUCUACUCAAUAGUGCCUAAAUUGAGGGACAAUUUUGCAGAGGAACUGUUUAAUUUAGAAAUGGAUGUAGAAUCUGAUGAUGUUUAAAUGGAUACAAUAAUGAAAUUAAUAAAUUUAUAUAAAGAGGCUGUGGAAUACUUUGAGGCUAUUCAUUCAAACAAGUAUCUCAUUUUCAAGAACAAGAUUUAAAACUUAUUUGCAAAGAAGAAUGUUAUGAAUGCUAUGAAAAUGAACUAAAAAAAGUCUCCAACUUUGGAGGUGAAAUAAAAAUUAUAGCAAAUAAAGUAAGUUGAUUAAAAGCGAAAUGCUGAUGAUUUGAUUAACUAACAUCAAUAAAAAUAAGAACAAUUGAACACAUUAAUACAUAAUAACCUUGAAGCUCAAAACAACGUCAUACAAGAGAGAUUGCAAAAAAGAAGGAGUAGUCAAGUGAGAUAAAUUCAAACUACAUAGAAUUAAGAAACUACAGAUUAUUCUAUGCCAGAAUUCAAUCCAUGUCAUACUCCUUAGAUUAAGACUUCAGCCAAAUCCUAUAGGGGUAGAUAAACUUUUGAUUCAUGAUUAUGUUAUUUUACAAAUAAAUUAGUGAAUGUAUCUCAAUACUAA